Messenger RNA from Betta splendens (Siamese fighting fish), 2205 nucleotides. RefSeq names its product ubiquitin domain containing 1a (gene ubtd1a). Gene Ontology annotation, molecular function: protein binding. NCBI's taxonomy places the organism in Eukaryota, Metazoa, Chordata, Actinopteri, Anabantiformes, Osphronemidae. The transcript is spliced from 4 exons. The record is from RefSeq and is a predicted model, not a curated record. Bases 851 to 1552 code for a protein of 233 amino acids.
UGAACCCCAUCAUUCCUUCACGAACUCACAGGAAAUGCUUCAAGUCCUCAAAGCAGACAGGGAGGAGCGUGAGAUUAGAUUUACAGAAAGCUGCAGCCACUCUCCACAUUUAUAAUAAAAGCGAGGGUGACGUCUCCAGACGUCACGGCUCCGUCGUGUGUCUAAUCUGUGCCGAGGACCUGCACUAAUGGAGCCGCGCUCCGCGUACAGUACACACUGUUCUAUCCAGUGCUCGCUAAAAGCUGCGCUGCCCUCCGCUGACUCCUCGCGCAUUAUGCAUGAGGCGGCGGCAGCGAGGACCUGCGCACAGUUUGCAUAUUUAGAUCUGACCUAGUUGGUGGAAAACACCCCCACACACACGAGGCCUGUACACUUUUGUGGGAAAUCCUCUUCAAAUGACUUGUUAAAAAAAUGCCGGGGUGCAGGGAGUUCACACGUGUGCAGUAGCCUCUCUCUCCAUCAUAGUCUGAUAAGGGUUUAUUGUCUGCUAAUAGGUUUAUCGUGCAGCCUUGGGUAUUUCUAUCCUGUCUCUAAAUAGAGAUGAUAGGAUUAAGCCUGUUGUGAGCGAAGGACACUCGGCUCCUUCUGCCCGCUACAACCUGCUUCCAUGAAGCGAUCGUGUGGUAUUUUGGGUCGCUGGCGUUGGUUGGUGAUUGGAGGCGCUGCCGUGGCUUCUUGACGAGCGGGGACGUGUCUUGUCGCUAUCGGAGCGCUCGUCUCGCCACUCGUGGGGCGCGUCGGGACGGAGCAGGAUCUGCGCGGUCCUCUCCCCCCUCUCGGACUCGGCGGCUCAUCCUCGUGGACCUUUUGAUGUGCGAUAGUUUGAUUGGCAUCACGCACCGGCCACAGAAUGGGAGUGCCCAACUCCAGAGAGUACAGCUACUAUCACGCCCCGAACAGUCCCCUCAAGAUCCUGCUCAAGAGACGCAAUGAGCCCCUCAAGAAAGAGCGUCCCAAAUGGAAGAGCGAGUACCCGAUGACGGAGGGCCAGCUGCGGAGCAAGCGGGACGAGUUCUGGGACACGGCCCCGGCCUUCGAUGGGCGGAAGGAGAUCUGGGAUGCGCUGAGAGCGGCGGCUCUGGCUGCGGAGUGCAACGACCUGGAGCUGGCGCAGGCCAUAGUGGACGGAGCCUGCAUCACCUUGCCCCACGGCUCCCUCACGGAGAGUUACGACGAGCUGGGGAACCGCUACCAGCUUCCGGCCUACACUUUGGCGCCACCCGUCAACCUCAUCUCAGAAACGUCCAGCGACAGCAGGGCGCCCGAAUCCACGCAAAAACCGGCAGAACCGCCUCCAUGCAGACAGGAGUUCCAGCUGCGGGUGCGACUGUCGUCAGGGAAGGACGUGCGUCUGACCGCCAGCAUGGCCGACUCCAUCGCUGAGUUGAAGAAACAGCUGGAGGAACAGGAGGAGAUAGAGGUGAUCCGCCAGAGGUGGUUCUUUUCCGGGAAGCUGCUGACUGACAAGACCCGUCUGCAGGACACCAAGAUCCAGAAAGACUUUGUGGUUCAAGUGAUUGUCAACGUAAAUCCUUCAGUCAUCGCUAACUAAGGAGCGAGACAGUGUGUCGAGAAGGGAAGCUGAAGGACGUGCCCGAGAGGAGUGCAGUAGUCGGACUAGGGGCGUUGCUGUGGGUCUGCAGUGGAAUUUUGUGUACAAUUUUAUAUAAGACUUUGCUUUUAUAUUGCUCCUUUUUGUAUUUUGUCCUUUUCCCAAACGAAGUAAAAAAAGCACUGAAACACUUUAGAUUAAGUAUAGAGUUGCACAUCCUUACGAUCCCAUCGCGUUCUCUGUCUGCCUGUCUGUCUGUCUGUGGGGACAUUAACUCACAGAUCUAUUGUUUACAUGGGUUCCCCUUGUCAUGUGUAUUUGUGUUUGUGCUUAUUGUAUGAACCGAGUAUGGUUCGUCUGGGGGUGUGAACAUGAUAUUUAUCAGUUGAAGAAAAAAGUGUAAAUAUCAGUCCUCAUACAUGUCGUUUGGUCGUGUAACUGUGUGCACACUAGGAUUUCAGUAAGUUUUGCGAAACUGUAUAAUUGUGAAGGUAUGGAAUGCAAUGAAGGCACCUUUCUAAAAGGUACAGGUAAGAAGAGUGUGUUUUUCAUGUCAUCACUUCAAAAGAGGAAGCUGUGAGAGUUUAAUGUACAAUAUGAUGAUCACUGUACUUCAGUAAUCUAUUAAUAAAUCAUGACAUUUAAAGACCUGA